AUGACAACUGUACCCGUACUACCGCUCCUUAAGGGAGAUUAUGUCGGCGGAGAAGAGCCUAACGAGUGGAUGCGCCAACUCGAUCUCAACUUACCAUCCACGUGGAACGACGCACAAAAAGUCGAGUGGUUCAAAAGGCAAUGUGCACCGGGUAGCCUAGCAGAGGCAUGGUACAUGUCAUUAUCGGCGGCACAAACAGCUACGUGGUCCGACCUAGAGACAGCGUUCCUCGUACGCUGGCCACCAGCAAUCCCACUCCAGUUAACCUCAGCCCAGAAGAAGGAACGACUAAAAGCGGUAGUAUUGAAGGAAGCGGACAUAGGAAUGAUGAUAGACGACGAGAGAGGCCAAGAGUGGGGACACGUAAGAUGGGCGAGGCAGGUGCAGAGGCUAGCGCAGAGUUUUGGCGAUAACACUUGCCAGUUUUUGGAUGUGGUGCUCAAUGGAGUUCCAGACUUACUUCGCGAUCAGCUGUCCGACACCUACACUGACUGGGCGGCAUUCCUCACAGGAGUAAACGGAGUAUCGAUCAACCUCCUUGCAAGGGCACGUACACGCGCAGCAGAAGAACAAGCCAUGCGAGAAGACAUUGCUCAGUUGAAGGCUAGGUUGCAACCCCAGCAGCAGGCACCGCAAACACGUUCCUACCCUUCGAACCCGCCGGCAUACAGGCCUUAUCCCCGCCCACCUAACAACCCAGCAACCAUGCCAUCCGCGCCAGCACCAGCCAUGAGCCUACACCAGCAAGUCAAUCAAGGACAACCGAACUUCGCACCCUCCAUGCCCUACCAAGCACCUUCGUAUCAACCCCAACCAUCGACACCUGGGCAAAACCCAUUCGCGCUGACAGGAGCAGUACCGAGCACAAACCUUUUCUACCGUUACCAGCGGUUUCCACAGACUCCGUCUCGAUCGGGUGCAGUAGACAGAAUCCGCAUGGUGGCCCAGUACUCAAUGUUACAGCACUUCCCAGACUCAGAGUCAGGACGAACAGCGUAUUCCCAGCAGGUAAAGGAGUGGCACGAGAAGCACGGAGCAGACACGAUGCCCCACACAGGACGGCCCUACCACCUGAAACCAGGCUCCGCACCCUUGGGGUCGCGGGAGUGUUUCACGUGCGGGAUGAUAACGGUGCCAUCGCACCAAGCAGCUAGCUGUCCCAACGCACCAAUGAUACCGCAGGAAACGAAGUGGAGAGAAAUAGUAUCAGGCCUAGUAGGACGAGCGAUCAGGGGGCAGAACCAGCCAGCAACACCAUCCACAGCAGUACAGUACAUCUCAUCCGCACCAAUGCCACCCAUGAACUACUACGACCCUAUGGGAGCGUACCAGCCGUACACCACCUCAUACGCAGAGCCACAAUACGACUAUUUGGGAAAUGGGACGGGACUACCGCAGUGA
Molecule: messenger RNA, 1401 nt
Organism: Suillus clintonianus
Lineage: Eukaryota; Fungi; Basidiomycota; Agaricomycetes; Boletales; Suillaceae
Exons: 1
Coding region: 1-1401 (466 amino acids)
Source: RefSeq, a predicted model, not a curated record